Molecule: messenger RNA, 720 nt
Organism: Lottia gigantea (owl limpet)
Lineage: Eukaryota; Metazoa; Mollusca; Gastropoda; Lottiidae
Exons: 2
Coding region: 1-720 (239 amino acids)
Biological process (GO): DNA integration
Molecular function (GO): DNA binding
Source: RefSeq, a predicted model, not a curated record
AUGGAGAACGUUUCUGAACCGACGGGAGAAACUCUAACUAGCGGUAAGACUGUACAACUUGCAAAUGAAAAUGUUGAAACGCCUGUUGUGGUUAUCAACGACAUGCCUAACAUUGCGACUGAUGUCAUCGUCGCAAGCCAAGGAUCUCGUCAUCCCAAUAUUCCGCUGGAUGUUGCAGCGUUGGAAGCAGAGCUUCAAUCUCUUCAAAAACAAAGACGGUACUUAACUCUUCAAAGGCAGAUAUCUGCAGAAAGAAAAGCCGUAAAUGAUCUUGAAAAAGAUGAAGAAACCGUGCCUACCAAUAUUAUUACGGAACCUCGUGCAGUCGAGAACGGAUUUGAAUUCACUGCCUCAAGUACAGCACCAGUCUCAGGUGGGGUUCCCCGAGAAUGGGGCUUGAACCGGCUAUAUUCUACAGUGGAACGUUUGAAAGGCAAGGGAUGGGCUAACACUACUCGCAAAACUUAUCAAACACACUGGAAGACUUUUAAGGACUUUUGUAGGCAAUAUGCUCUUCCAGUGUUUCCUGUCAAAAAUGCUACUAUAGAAAUGUAUAUAGCUUAUCUUGUUGAUGUCAAACACUUUACUUAUAGCAGUAUUAGAUCUUAUUUGAAUAUUAUUUCAUUGUUAUAUAAGUCGAACAAUUUAACCGAUCCUAUUCAGAGCUGGACUGUUCAACAUUUAUUGACUGGAGUCAAGCGAGAACUAGGGGCAGGUUAA